ACAAAUCUGUAUGAUAAUUUCCUGAACAAAAGAAUUUCUUUCUGGAAAUGAAGUUUUUACAUUGCAGUCUUGUAGUGAUUGUGAACUCGAAGGCUGAUGUGUUCAUUGAUAUUAAUUCCAAGUUAAAAUCAGUGACAGGAUUGAAUGAGAAUACUGACAGAAACAGGAUAUUGGUUGUGUCCAGGAAGGAAACUGAGAGAAGGACAUGGAAUUGUAAGUUCUCAGCGUGCUGUACUUCUAGUUUUGGAAUUGCAAUCCAUACUUCAGAUGGUGAAGACAAAAUUUUUUUGGCCAUGUUGAAGACUAAUGAAAUAGUGCAGCAAGGUUAUUGUUCACAUCACUGUUCAUGUCCAGUUCAGUUUCAUUAAGUUGCUGAGAAGUUUCUUUGUUGAUUUUCAAAUGAGAUCUUCUUGUAUCUUUGAUGUUAAGUAUUUCAUCUCAGUUCAUGGCUUUACUUUAAUUGUAUCCAUGUAACAUGCUCCUUGUUUUGGGGUUUAUGUAUUAUUAUUCAAAGGUAGUAGGUGAAUGUAAAAGACUAGUACAUACAAAACAAGUCUGUAUUGAUGAAAAACGUCUAGAAAUCAAUGGAAAAACCUGAGCAUCAUCUUUAGCUCAGUUUAUGUUAUUUUGUUCUUCUUAUUGCAUGCUUCUCAAGAUUAUCUCUUGAGUUUUAUGGUGAUUUGAAUCAGUUUUACUAACUGAUCCUACCAGUCAAAUGCCUGAAUACGGUUUGAUAAUAUGACUCCAGUUGUUGGCUUCCUGCAAUUGCUCAGCUUCGAAUGACCAAAAAUCAUGUAAUGAAUGUUGAUUUUUUUU
Molecule: messenger RNA, 816 nt
Organism: Rubroshorea leprosula
Lineage: Eukaryota; Viridiplantae; Streptophyta; Magnoliopsida; Malvales; Dipterocarpaceae
Source: the annotation of a GenBank genome assembly